This is a messenger RNA of Cladophialophora psammophila CBS 110553, 693 nucleotides long. RefSeq lists its product as uncharacterized. The coding region runs from base 1 to 693 and encodes 230 amino acids. The transcript is spliced from 2 exons. The record is from RefSeq and is a predicted model, not a curated record. Lineage: Eukaryota; Fungi; Ascomycota; Eurotiomycetes; Chaetothyriales; Herpotrichiellaceae.
AUGCGAAUCCGCUUCCCUUUUGCAAUAUCCUUUGUCAUCCUCCUGAUCUUCUCCUCCAGUCUAGGCCUGCUCCCACACUCCUCCCUCCCGUCGACACCGGCGGCAGCGCAACCCUACAUUCCUUCGCAAUCCGACAAAGCGCUACACUUCAUAUGCUUCUUCCUCCUCACUGCGACAUUUUACUUCAUCCUUGACACUUCUCGGCGACGGGUAAUUCACCUGACCUUGAUCGUAUGCACAUUGCUCUUAGGAGUGGGAAGCGAAAUCGCACAGGGACUCUUACCUAACGACCGCGAGUUUGACCCUUGGGACGUCCUUGCAAAUGUCGUGGGAAGCCUGGCAGCAUUGGGGUUGGCGAGCGCAUAUCAUCGCCGGGCCGCCGAGCGGAGGAGACGAGCAAAGUACUCGGCCCUGACGGGUGACGGAUUAGAGGGUGAAGACCUCGAGCUCGGCGAGGGCGCAAAUGGUAUUCUACGCUCAUCCGAUUCUGAUGGUGAGGACGGUCAGGAGACAGGUGUCGCACCGGCACGAAGCGUGGAGGAAGAGCUAGACAACUGGGACGAAAACGCUCCGGACGACGCCUGGGACGAAGACGACGAUACAACUGCCACUAGUGGACCAAAUACGAAAGUGACGCCGUCGACGAGCUCGGUUGGAAGUGAGGAACCGCCCAAGAAAGUCGCGGUAGACUGA